This is a messenger RNA of Plectropomus leopardus (leopard coralgrouper), 2541 nucleotides long. RefSeq names its product sushi domain containing 6 (gene susd6). Gene Ontology annotation, biological process: DNA damage response. NCBI's taxonomy places the organism in Eukaryota, Metazoa, Chordata, Actinopteri, Perciformes, Serranidae. The record is from RefSeq and is a predicted model, not a curated record.
UAGAGUUCUCACUGCGAGUGUUUCCGCUCACCUAAAAUAAAGAGCUGGCGAGCCGAGGAGGACCAGGAACAACAGAGCAGCACUGACGGAACUAAAACGACGAAAACAUCACAUAUAUAUUUUUGGUGUUAUUUUGCCUCAUUCUGGUUUUGGGUGUCUCUAUUUUCACCACCGUUAAUGCCUCGAUUGUGAAGCAGUGAGAGGAGGGCUCGCGCUGGUAACCUUUGCGUUGGUUAAGCCGUAGAGGACUCUCGCUGGUCGCCGGAGGAAAAGAUGUGCGAUGGAAUGGUAGCGUUUCAGACGAGAGCCCUGUCCUCCUCCUCUUCCUCCUCCACCUCCUCCUCUCUAGCCCACAGGCUGGCUGCCUCCGCGCUUCUCCUGCUCUUCACCCUGCUCCCUCAUGGUCACGCAUCAGGUUGUGCGCGGCCACCUGGCGUGCAGCACGGAGACUUGCUGAACCAGACUGAAGCUAACCGGGGCUCCUUCCCCCCGGGCACCCUGCUGACUUAUGGCUGCGAGCCCGGCUACACUGCAGAUGGAGCCACCACCAUCAUUUGCACCAGCUCUGGAGCCUGGUCCCAUCAACCUCCAAGCUGUAUCAGAAGCAGCGUGUGUUCGCCCCCCACUGAGCCAGAGAACGGGGGCUACCGCUGUCACCCGUCUCCCUGCCACCGCCUCACCCAGAAAACCGUCAUCGAGUACUUCUGUGACGAGGGCUACGCUCUGAAGGGAGACUACAAGUUCCUCACCUGUCAGAACGGCGAGUGGGACGGUCCCAUGCAGAUUAGCUGCCGACUCACACAAGACAAGGAGCCGAGCUCUCCGCUGGGUAUUCCCGCUCUGUCUAUCGUGGCGUCCACAGCCAGUUCUGUGGCACUCAUCCUGCUGUUAGUGGUACUGUUUGUUCUUGUGCAGCCAAAACUCAAGUCCUUCCAUCACAGCAGGAGGGAGCAGGGCGUCUCAGGCCAGUCCAGCUCCAUCAUGGUCGAGGGCGUCCAGGUGACGCUGCCCUCCUAUGAAGAGGCUGUAUAUGGAAGCGGUGGACCCUGUGGUGCCUCUGGUCCUCCUCCUUCUCCACCACCUCCUCCGGCUCCUCCGGAGUCUCGAGUCCCGAUCGUGCUCUCCGAGGGGCUUCCUCAGGGAGCCACGGGAGGCCAAGGCCCCAGGAGAACCCGCCACCACAGAGACUUAGACUUCUGUCUCCCAUCCACGUCCUCCUCUUCAUCUUUCUCCUCACGCCGUCACGCAGAGACGGUACUGGUUCAUCAGGCCCCUUCUUCCUCCUCCUCUUCUUCAUCAUCAUGGGCUAGAGAGCACCCUGGGGGUGCAUGCGCAGGCCCUCUACCUCUCCGCAGAGACUCUGAGAGUAGCGACCAGCACAGUCUGCUUUCUGUCACCUCUACAGAUGAGUUUUCUGAUGAUAUUCCCCUGCUGAAGGAAGCAUGAAGCCUCCCAGCCCGCUAUCAGCAUCAGCAGCAGAGCCCUUAUUUCCCUAUCUCUCACUGCUGACCAGGACUGACUGUGGCUGUCUACCUACUCCCCCCCUUGACUCCCCUCAGCAGCCAGCAGAGAAAAGACUAGAACUAUGCCCCAUUCCCCCACGCAACCUCUUCUGCCAUCGCUACCAACCGCAGAGCAACAACCGAUACUCGCAACGAUGGAGCACCACUGGACCCCGCUGCUGGAUCAAAGACAAGCCGAGACAAACAAAAUGGUGCCAGCUCAACAUAAAUCCUGUAGAUCCUAUGUAUAUGUAAAACAUACACCCUGAGUCAAGGUUGUGUACUAUAGGCUAUGUAUCACCAUACACCUGCCUCCUCCUCUAAGGUGUAGCUCUCUAUAUAAACUCACCGGAGAAGGCUAUAGCAAUCGAGACACGUCGACUCUGUCUGGGAUUACUGCAGAUAGAAAAAAAUAAAACUUGUGAUGUUCGCUGCUGACACUGUGGGCGCUCAGAAUCAGAAUCGUCUUCCCGCUGUACUUGAAAAGUUGUGAGUGAUGGCUGUUUUUUUUUUUUUUUUGUGGCCCGCUUUGUGAAUGCUGCAUGUUGUUUUUAGUUAUUGCUGUCACAGCACGGUGGCCCACUCUGAAUGAAGCAUGAAGCCUCCUCCGUCUCUCCCUCUCUAGCUUUCUGUGAAUGCGGGUGGCGUCUAGCAUAUGGAUUAGUGGGAAUGAGAAGCACUUCACAGAAGCUAAAAGCAGGGCGCAGUGUUUUUUUGUUGUUUUUUUAAUAUGAAGCGCCAUAUCAUGACUAUAACGAAAAAAAAAAAACCCUGCUACUUUCUUUUCUGUUGCCAGCUGCACCUAGUAUCUGGAAGGUGCUCCUUCUGUGGCAUGAGUGGGAUUGAUUGGUGUGUUUGGUUCCAGGGUUGUGCCGUACGGAGAGGGAGACAUGAUGUCACAUUUUGUCUGAACAGCUGAGGAGAAGGAUGUCUUUCAUAGUGAUCGGGCUAAACUUCAACUUUUUGAAACCUUAGCAAACUGGCUUGAUUUCUUUCAAAAACGCGGGAAGAAAAUCAGCAACAAAAGAAACGACCCCAA